ACAAGGAGAAGAAAUACAUUUGCGAUCGGUGAGUAUCAAUAAAAUUUAUGAAAAAUUGUUUUAUUUGAAAAAUAUAAAAAUGUUUUUUCUUUCCAGAUGUUUGCAUUAUUUCCAUUCAAAUGGAAAGUUGGAAGCCCACAGCGUGGACUGCCAAAAGAUAAAUAACUGCGCGAUCGUAUUACCCAGCGAGAAGGACAAGUGGCUCAGUUUCAACAACCACAGCAGGAAGGAACGCGUGCCGUUUGUAGUGUACGCGGACCUUGAGUGCAUCUUAAAAAAGACUGAUACCGAUACCAAAGCAUACCAGCACCACCAGGUAUUUAGCAUCGCGUACUACGUUCACUGCUCGUAUGACAACUCGCUGUCAAUGUAUCGGUUCCGUCGCGAUAAGGAUUGUAUCACAUGGUUCGCGGGCGAACUUAAUAACUUAGCGCAUCGCGUGCAAAAUAUUUUAUCAAUUAAUGUCCCCAUGGAAACGCUUUCGAAAGAACAGUGUGAACAAUUUAAUAGCGGCACGCACUGUCAUAUUUGUGAGAAACCAUUAGCACCAGGCGACAUUCGAGUACGCGAUCAUUGUCAUCUAACCGGGCGGUAUAGAGGUCCUGCACAUUCUAAUUGUAACCUAAAUUAUAAAGACUCACAUUUUAUUCCUAUAGUUUUCCAUAAUUUAUCCGGCUAUGAUGCACAUUUCAUAAUUAAAGAAAUCGCAACCGCGUUCGAGGGCACGGUUAAUGUAUUGCCGAUAACGAAGGAAACGUACAUUUCCUUUACAAAAAAUGUUAAAAAUGCUGCGAUAAACUCCAAGCGGCAAAAUUGUAUACAGCUGCGAUUUAUUGACUCGUAUAAAUUUCUGAGUACCAGUCUCAAUAGAUUGGCAUCGUUUCUCAAUACAGAUAAAUUAAAAAUUACACGAUCCGAAUUUUCAACAUUAUCCAGUGACGAUUUCAAUUUAUUAACGCGCAAAGGUGUAUUUCCAUAUGAGUAUAUAGAUUGUGCAGACAAGUUGCAGGACCUAUGCAUACCACCGCGCGAAUCAUUUUUUAGUUCUUUGACCGGUGACACCGUAUCCGAGAGCGAUUACGCACAUGCUUUGAAUGUAUGGCAACGAUUCUCCAUCGAAACUCUGGGAGAUUACAGUGAUUUAUAUUUGAAAACCGAUGUCUUGUUAUUGGCUGACAUUUUUGAAAAUUUUCGCAAUAGUAGCAUUAAAAGUUAUGGGUUAGAUCCUGCGCAUUAUUAUACUUUACCCGGUUUCACGUGGGAUGCCAUGAUGAAACAUACGCGUAUAAAUUUCGAACUGCUCACCGAUAUUGACAUGGUUAUGUUUGUGGAACGCGGCAUACGCGGCGGUCUCAGCUAAUGUUCCGGUAGAUAUGCUCGAGCCAAUAACAAGUACAUGCAGUCUUACGAUCCCGCGAAACCUUCCUCGUACCUGAUGUACUUUGACGUAAAUAAUCUGUACGGGUGGGCAAUGUGUCAGCCGCUGCCUUACGCGAAUUUUCAAUGGGUCACUAACGUUGCUGAUUUUAAUGCAAAUGCGAUCGCUCCGGAUGCACUCACGGGGUACAUUCUCGAGGUCGAUCUUGAGUAUCCACAGCAUCUUCACGACCGCGACGCGCACGCCGAUCUACCGUUUUGUCCGACGCGUGAUAAGCCACCAGGCAAGCGGCAGAACAAACUUCUCGCGACAGUGUAUGAUAAGAAGCGUUAUAUCAUACACUACCGUAACCUGCAGCAGUGCACGCGUCACGGUCUGCGUGUCACAAAGAUACAUCGUAUAUUGGAGUUUUUGCAAUCUCCAUGGCUUCGCAAAUAUAUCGAGCUUAAUACUCAGUUUAGAACAUGUGCAACAAACGAUUUCGAAAAAAAUUUGUAUAAAUUAAUGAACAACGCGGUAUUCGGUAAAACAAUGGAAAACGUGCGGAAUCACGUCGACGUUAAACUUAUAACUAAAUGGGAUGGUCGCUACGGUGCCGAGACGAUGAUCUCCAAACCGAAUUUUCAUAGUCGCAGCAUUUUUUCCGAAAACUUAAUUGCCGUGGAGUUGCGAAAACUCGAGGUAAAAUUCAACAAGCCGAUCUACGUGGGUAUGUGCAUCCUCGACAUAUCCAAGAUCUGCUUGUAUGAAUUUCACCAUGAAUAUAUGUUACCCCUGUACAGAGACAAGUGUAAAAUUAUGUACACCGAUACGGACAGUCUCAUAUACCACAUCAAGUGCGAGGAUGUAUAUGAGACGAUGAAACGCGAUAUACAUAUACGAUUCGACACGAGCGAUUAUCCUGUAGAUAACGCAUACGGUAUACC
Messenger RNA from Vollenhovia emeryi, 2304 nucleotides. RefSeq lists its product as uncharacterized. NCBI's taxonomy places the organism in Eukaryota, Metazoa, Arthropoda, Insecta, Hymenoptera, Formicidae. Gene Ontology annotation, molecular function: DNA-directed DNA polymerase activity; DNA binding; nucleotide binding. The annotation marks the transcript as partial. The record is from RefSeq and is a predicted model, not a curated record. Gene Ontology annotation, biological process: DNA replication. The transcript has a single exon.